AUGGGUCGAAAAAAAAUAGAGAUGAAAUUGUUGAAGAACAAAGAAGCUAGGAAUGUCACAUUUUCUAAAAGAAGGCAUGGUCUCUUUAAGAAAGCAAGUGAUUUAUCCAUUCUUUGUGGUGCUAGAGUAGGAUUGCUUGGAUUCAGUCCUGGUGGUAAUCCAUUUACUUUUGGUUCUCCAUCUUUUCAAGCUGUGAUUGAUGAGUAUCUUCAUGAAGGAGGCGGCGAGCCUCUUGAAAAUGGAGAGAUCGAUAACCUCAACCUGGAACUUAGAGGUUUGAAAAAAGAGAUUCAGGUGGAGGAAAAGAAGUUGGAAGAUAUUGAAAAAGAUAAAGUCCAUAUUGUCCCUACAAAUCUUAGUUUGAAGGAACUUCAAAAAGUGAAGACUUCAUUGAAGGAGCUCCAAGAUGAAAUUGAGGCAGCUUCAUCUUUGCUUCUUCUUGCAAAGAAACCCAUGUUCAUUGUUCAAAGUUAA
Lathyrus sativus (Indian pea) is the source of this 474-nucleotide messenger RNA. NCBI's taxonomy places the organism in Eukaryota, Viridiplantae, Streptophyta, Magnoliopsida, Fabales, Fabaceae. The record is from the annotation of a GenBank genome assembly.